Molecule: messenger RNA, 3255 nt
Organism: Struthio camelus australis
Lineage: Eukaryota; Metazoa; Chordata; Aves; Struthioniformes; Struthionidae
Gene: ADRA2A
Product: adrenoceptor alpha 2A
Biological process (GO): adenylate cyclase-activating adrenergic receptor signaling pathway
Cellular component (GO): plasma membrane
Molecular function (GO): epinephrine binding; alpha2-adrenergic receptor activity
Source: RefSeq, a predicted model, not a curated record
CCGGGGUUGAUGUUUAACCUGGAGCGCCCGUUCACGGAGAGGGGCCACCUCUUCCCCUCCAUGGAGUACCAGCGGCAGCUGGAGGAGGAGGAAGGCUACCCGCCGCCCGGCACCAACGGGACCUUCAACGACAGCGGUGCUGGGCCGAGCUGGGGCACGCCGUACCCCCUGCACACCACCGUGACCCUCAUCAGCCUGGCGGGCUUGCUCAUGCUCUUCACCGUCUUCGGCAAUGUACUGGUCAUCAUUGCCGUUUUCACCAGCCGGGCUCUUAAAGCCCCCCAGAACCUCUUCCUGGUCUCCUUAGCCUCGGCCGACAUCCUGGUGGCCACGCUGGUCAUCCCCUUCUCCCUGGCGAACGAGGUCAUGGGAUACUGGUACUUUGGCAAGGUCUGGUGCGAGAUCUACCUGGCCUUGGAUGUCCUCUUCUGUACUUCCUCCAUUGUACACUUGUGUGCCAUUAGCCUGGACCGCUACUGGUCCAUCACUCAAGCCAUCGAGUACAACCUCAAGCGUACCCCACGCCGCAUCAAGUGCAUCAUUUUUAUUGUCUGGGUCAUCUCGGCCGUCAUCUCCUUCCCACCGCUCAUCUCCAUUGAGAAGAAGAGCGGGCAGCAAGCUGACCAGGGGGUAGCAGUGUGCAAGAUCAACGAUGAGAAGUGGUACAUCAUCUCUUCCUGCAUCGGCUCCUUUUUUGCCCCCUGCCUUAUCAUGAUACUGGUGUACAUGCGCAUCUACCAGAUAGCCAAGAGGCGGACCAGGGUACCACCAAGUAGACGGGCAGAGUGCCCCGAGAAGAGGCAGAACGGCUUGGCCGACAAGGAGGACCUGCCAGCAACAGCCCAGCUUAAUGGGGAGAAGGCAGCAGGAGGCGGUGAUGGGCAGGAGGGAGAGGUCAACGGCAUAGACAUGGAGGAGACCUCCUCCUCCGAGCACCAGGAGAACAACCAGUGUAAGAAGUCAGACAGACCAUCGAGGGGCAAGGCCAAGACUAAGUUGAGCCAGAUUAAGCCUGGGGACAGUUUGCCUAGGAAGGCAGAGGAGGAGAGAAACACCAAAGGGUCCCGGUGGAGGGGCAGGCAGAACCGGGAGAAGCGCUUUACCUUUGUGCUGGCGGUGGUGAUUGGGGUCUUUGUCAUCUGCUGGUUCCCCUUCUUCUUCACCUACACGCUUCUGGCCGUCUGCAAGAGCUGCUCUGUGCCCGACACCCUCUUCAAGUUCUUCUUCUGGUUCGGUUACUGCAAUAGCUCCUUGAACCCUGUCAUCUAUACCAUUUUCAACCAUGACUUCAGACGGGCAUUCAAAAGGAUCCUCUGCAGGAUAGAGAGGAAAAGGAUUGUUUGAAGGACCCUUUGCUGCCACCAGGACUAAAUGAUUCCAGACUUUGUAGGAAAGCAAGGCAUGGGUCUCUUGGGCUGCGCUUGCACGGGAUGGUUUCCUGCAGCUCGCAAGCUGGAAGCCUUUAACACCCGAGACGAGCCUGUUGAAACGCCGGGCAGCAGCAGGCAAGUGGAAGCCUGGCCGUGGCAUUUGGCUUUCCAGGGGAGGAUGGCUUUUGACUUGCUUGGUUAUUUUGUUAGUUUUUUUUCUUUUGCCAGAAUCUCUCUGUGGAUAUUUUUGUGACUGCUCAGUUUGACUCUUUAAAGACAAAACAACUGAUGCGCAGCUCCAUGAGAUGAACAACAAAGAGGGAGUAUACCACCUCAGAGGUGUUGGCUUUUUUAUGUUGUUGUAUCUUUUUUUUUCUUCAAUACGUAAUUAAUUUUAACCCUCUUGUAAAAUACAGUGUUGUAUCCCUGAACCUGAAUGUCUUAAUUUUUGUAAGGCAAGCAGCUUUGAAACUGUGAAUGCUUUGACAUGUUAAAAGUUCCUCUCUCUGUCCUCCCCUUCCCCCUGAACAGUUAGGGUCAUUUCCCCUACCUGGCAGUUUGAUAACAUUAAUUUCAAAUGCCCUGUUGGGUUUUUGGCUAUAAAGCUUAAACUCACAGACCACGUAACACUUUUUUUUUUUUUAAUAUCAUACCUGAUUCUGUUUAAUUUUUAAAUUGUUUGCGACAUAGUUCAGUUGAGAGAGUAACUUUCCUCUUUUUGUUAGUUUAAAGCAGACCCUAAAAGACCAGUGGUUUUGCAUGUAGUCAGGGAUAACCCGGCGGCUGUGACAAGCUGUUUCUCGUACAGCGUGAGGCUUGGGACCUGGCCAAGCUCCAACGAGUUAAUCUCCGUUCAUAUUAUACCACGCUGCAGCACUGAAAUGUGUUCAAUGCUAACUCACUUCCCCCACCUCCGACUGUAAAUAGAUAACAUUUCAAAGCAGGUAUCAGGGCUCCACAUAUCAUGUUAUCUGAUUUGUAUUGAUUUCUGACGUUCUAACUCCUGCGGGUUUUCCUGCAAGGGGGUUGUGCACAGAGGCUGUUCUACCUUUCUGAAUUAUGCGACAUGAGUUAAGUUUUUAAUCUGCCGCUCUCAUCUUUUGUAGGAGGUACCGAACCAUUCCUCUUUCAAUCUCAGUCUCAUACAGAGCAAAACUCUGGAAUGGGAAACUUACUGAUGGUUUUCCCAGUAUUUUAUAGUGUAAUCAUGCUUUUUUUUAAAAAAAAGAAAUAAUGUAAAUAUUGUCAGACUGGAGCAGGAGAGAAAGUGUUAAUUAAUACUGCUCUUACACUCCUUUCCUGAAAUGUAUUUCAGCUUUAUCUGCUAAACACACAUGGGCGCGCGCGCACACACACACGCACACACACACACGCACACACACACACACGCACACACACAAAACAACAAAAAACCCAAACAAAACAGAACAAACCAAACAUCCUUGUGCCGUGAAGAAGUGUCUGGACAAUAUUAGAAGGAAAAGCUUUUUUUGUCUACGUGAGCUGGAAAGUAAGCCUUUUAAUGUUAUAACAACAGCUUUGUUGAAUACUGACAAAUCACAGAAAUUGUUUCGAAAAAGCAAAGUUUAUUUGAGUGUUUUGUAUAAAGUGAAUUUACCUAUACUGGAGUUGUACAGUGCACAGGAAGAGACUUAGAAAAAAUAAUCCCUUUUUACUUUUGGAAGUGUUUUGUUGAUUUUGCUCUCUCUUUGGACUGUGUAAUUAACUCCAAGGAUCCCUGGAUGUAUUUUGGGACCUGGAGAGCAAUGUUUACAUUCACUUACAUUUUCAGAAUUGAAUCCUCAAGAGGUGAGGUAAGCAAAUAAGCUGUGCUUUACUGAAAAAAAAAAAAGCAGAAGUUGCUAUAAUGGAUGAUUAUUUUUAU